AGAAAUGACAGCCCACUGCCCAUGGCAAGGCAUCUCAGUGGGCUGGACGACCUUGGAGAUGACUUCUCUGCAUCACAAGGCAGGGGCAUCGUUGGCCCCCGCACGGACUUUGAGGUGAAGCUGGAUUUCAAGGCUGAGAAGACUGGCAUCACAAAUAAGAUGAUCCGACUGGAGGUUUCAGAGACAGAAAACAUCCUGGGCAUUGUUCAAGCUGAAACCAUCAAAGUCUCUGUGGAGGUCUACGAUGUUAAUUUGAGCAUCAACACGCCUGAAGGUGGGCAACCAAAGCCCUUGGGAGGGGAUGGCAUAGCAGGCAAGGGUGGCACAGAUCCAUAA
Messenger RNA from Corapipo altera (White-ruffed manakin), 336 nucleotides. RefSeq names its product hydrocephalus-inducing protein homolog. Gene Ontology annotation, biological process: axonemal central apparatus assembly; cilium movement. The record is from RefSeq and is a predicted model, not a curated record. Gene Ontology annotation, cellular component: axoneme. Lineage: Eukaryota; Metazoa; Chordata; Aves; Passeriformes; Pipridae. The transcript has 3 exons. The coding region runs from base 22 to 336 and encodes 104 amino acids.